AUAUAAAUUUUAGUAAGCUUUAGAGAUUAUUUUUUAUUUUAGUUUUAUAUUUAGUCUAACAUACUUCCUACAAAACAAAAACUUCUUUUUAUUCACCAGACAAUAAGUCAAAAAGAACUUCUUUAUAAAUAUGGCAAUCAUAUAUGCCUACUAGAUGCCACUUAUAAAUCUACUAGAUAUUCAAUCCCGUUGUUCUUUGUUGUUGUAAAAACAAACAGUAACUAUCAGGUAGUAGCGCCCUUUGCAGUGCAAGAUGAAACUACUGAUACAAUAACAGAAGCACUAAAAAAAUUAAGUCAGUGGAAUCCAGAAUGGAACCCUAAGUGUUUUAUGACUGAUAACUGUGAGGCAGAAAUUUUAUCAAUCGAAAAUGUUUUUAAAGAUUGCUUUGUUAUUCUCUGUGAUUUUCACCGUGAGCAAGCGUGGGAAAGAUGGUUGUCUGCUAAUGCAAAUGGAAUGAGAUCAGUCAAGCACACUGCUCUUUGUUUACUUAGACGAAUAGCUGCUUCUGAAACACAGGAAGAAUAUGACAUUGCUGUACAAGCUCUACACAAGGAUCCAAUAUGGAUCUCUACAAAUAGCAUUAAAUUUAAAAAUUACAUAGAAAACACAUGGUUGCCUGAGAAAAAGCGUUGGGUCAAAGCAUUCAGAAGUGGAAUAUUAGAGACAGUUGUAAAUACAAACAACGGUGUUGAGCGAAAGAACAGAGAUUUCAAACAUGAGUUUUUAAAUCAGUGUAAAGAUAACUCGUUAAGUGGAAUGGUGACAGUUCUUGUUGAUUAA
Hydra vulgaris (swiftwater hydra) is the source of this 783-nucleotide messenger RNA. The record is from RefSeq and is a predicted model, not a curated record. Lineage: Eukaryota; Metazoa; Cnidaria; Hydrozoa; Anthoathecata; Hydridae.